Plasmodium malariae is the source of this 936-nucleotide messenger RNA. It is a transcript of the gene RPN11, whose product is annotated as 26S proteasome regulatory subunit RPN11, putative. NCBI's taxonomy places the organism in Eukaryota, Apicomplexa, Aconoidasida, Haemosporida, Plasmodiidae. The transcript has 3 exons. The record is from RefSeq and is a predicted model, not a curated record. Gene Ontology annotation, molecular function: metallopeptidase activity; protein binding; proteasome binding. Gene Ontology annotation, cellular component: proteasome regulatory particle, lid subcomplex. Gene Ontology annotation, biological process: proteasome-mediated ubiquitin-dependent protein catabolic process; protein deubiquitination. Bases 1 to 936 code for a protein of 311 amino acids.
AUGGCUGGCAUUCCCUCUUCGUUACGUGAGUUGUUUUAUUCCUUUUCUGAUGGCAAUGGAAUGACAAAUGAAACUUUAGCAGACACAAGUGAACAGGUUUACAUUUCUCCCCUAGCUCUUCUAAAAAUUUUAAAGCAUGGACGAGCAGGAGUGCCUAUGGAAGUUAUGGGAUUAAUGCUUGGAGAAAUUGUGGAUGAAUAUACGAUAAGAAUUGUUGAUGUGUUUGCCAUGCCCCAGUCGGGUAAUAGUGUUAGUGUUGAAGCAGUUGACCCAGUUUAUCAAACGAAUAUGUUAGAAGAAUUAAAAAAAACAGGAAGACAUGAAAUGGUUGUUGGUUGGUAUCACUCACAUCCCGGUUUUGGUUGUUGGCUAUCGGGAACAGAUGUAAAUACACAGAAAAGUUUUGAACAAUUAAACCCAAGAACUAUUGGUGUUGUGGUUGACCCAAUUCAGUCAGUUAAAGGUAAAGUUGUUAUUGAUUGUUUUCGAUUAAUUAAUCCUCAUAUUUUAAUGUUAGGACAAGAGCCAAGACAAACAACAUCAAAUAUUGGCUACCUAACCAAACCAACAUUAACUGCUUUAGUACAUGGGCUAAACAGAAAUUACUAUUCCAUUGUUAUCAAUUAUAGAAAAAACGAAUUAGAAAAAAAUAUGCUCUUAAAUUUACAUAAAGAUAUUUGGGCGAAGCCUUUAAAAUUAACUGAAUUUAAUGAACAGAAAAAAAAUACAAGUGAAACGUUAGAUAGCAUUAAAAAAUUAACGAAAUUAUAUAAUAAAAAUUUACUUAAUGAAAUGAAAAAAACCAAUGAAGAAAUUCUUUUAGAAAAUAUAGGAAAAAUAGACGCAAAAAAAAGGAUUCAAAACUGUGUUGAAACGUUAUUAAAUGAUUCUAUUCUUACAUGCAUCGGUACAAUGGCUAACACCCUAUUUUUUUAA